GGCAUGCUGGUCAGUGGGGGGGUGGGAUCUCACACCAGACUGAAGCCUCUGCAAGGAGAAAAGCUGGAGCUGGGAGUGAGGAACUACACGGUGUACGUGAACAAGGUCCCGGUGGCCGACGCAGACCUGAUGGCAACUAACGGAGUCGUGCACGCUGUGGACAGCAUCAUCAAACCUAUGCCUCCGAAGGUGGACAGAGAGCAGGCUGAUGGACCUGCAGAUCCGCUCAGAACAGCUGCCUCUUCCAGGGCUGACUCCAAGAGCUUCAGGAACGACGAUUUAUUCCAGAAGGUGGUCAGCAGCCGCUCCAGCAGGACGAUGACGCAGUAAAACUUCUGCACAACGAUCUCGUGCCAAAGGGUCAAAGGUCACAAACAGAAAAACUCCCCUGAAGUCUCCUGACACUGCCGAGUUUGUCUGAGAGGAUUUAGUUUCAUUUUUAAUAUAGAAAACACGUGAGAGGUAAAUGAAACACAACUUUAUUAACUCACUUCCUGUUCCAGCUCAACCUGCAGAAAUAGGACGAAGUUCUUAAUCAACCAUCAGAUAUUUAAAUUAAUAUGCUGACAUUUGGUAAGAAAUUCUGCCCUUUCUAUCCAAAUUCAUUUUUAUUUUUGUCUCUGACAUUUUUCUCCCUAUUGAUAAUUUUAGAAUUUAUUUUCACAAACAUGUUAUUUCGAUUAUUAUACUUAUAUUUUUAGGAUUUUAUUUCAGAUUUCUCUUCACAUAUUUUUAUGACAUUCUAAACAUAGAUUUUCACACGUUGAACAUUUCUCAGUAAUUAUUUUCUCAUAUUCUAUUAAUACAUUUCAGGUAUUUCUGGGACAUUGUUAAAAUAUCUUUCACAUUUUACUCAUUUUAGAAAUUAUUUACACUUCUGCAAGGCAUUCUGGGUAAUGUAGGACUAAGUGAAGUCGAGGAGACGUGUCAGACAAUCUGAGGGGAGUUUUAUUUACUGACUCAGAGUUUUGUAUUCUUUGUACUGUAAAAAAAUGUCACUUCUGAAGUCCAAAGUUUUUCACAUGUAAAAUGUUUGUAAAGUGUGUUUUUGUUGUGUACUCCGUGUGUUGUCGUCCUGCAGCAUGUCGGCAGGUCUGAGCUCAAACUAACUAACAACUCUGGAGCUUUUUUAGGAUUUUCUUCUUGGUGUUUUUUGUAAAAUAAAAUUUAAAAAUGAGCUUUGAAAUACACGUCGUCUGUUAAGUGUGUGUAUUUACCUUUAAAGGUAGACUGAAGGAUUUAGAGCAGGGGUGCUGAACUGAAAGAGGCGGAGCAGGGACCCCUGACCCCAUGUGUACAAAGUUAAACUGCACAUUAAUCUGGGGUACAACAACACAACAAGCCUAAAGGGCCAAGACAAAUGUCUUCAUGGAGCCUACAAUACUGAGACAUUACAGUAAUUACACUAACAGUAACUGUCUGUCGGUGCCGUGCAGUGAACCAGCACAGAUCAGCUGAGGGUUGAUGGGUAAUGGUUAAACAUCAUCGAUGUGUAGAAUGAAUGGGUUGACUUUUAAGAAUGGGGAUUUUUUUUUAUUAAUAAUAUGUUGGAUUCAGGUUACUGUAAUGUGUAUUUUCAGACUGUUUUAAUUCUUUUAAACAAAGUGUUUGGAUAAGAA
Molecule: messenger RNA, 1619 nt
Organism: Cottoperca gobio
Lineage: Eukaryota; Metazoa; Chordata; Actinopteri; Perciformes; Bovichtidae
Product: transforming growth factor-beta-induced protein ig-h3-like
Exons: 5
Coding region: 4-330 (108 amino acids)
Source: RefSeq, a predicted model, not a curated record